CUAUCGCCAAUUAAGGCAAUAAAUCUCCUCCUCACCAACCAAACCAACUGCCUUCCCUUCCAAAACCAAACGUUCAUUUCAGACACUGGACUGGAACCCCGCCAUCUUCCAUUGUUUUAUCCUUUAUCCUAAACCUUCACUACCUUCCCCCCACCCUUCUUCAACUGCAACAUUCCAUCCCAUACAACUAAAUGAGAUCGGAAGGAAUCCGCGAGGACGACGACACCGACCUGACAACCUCCCCCUUCUGCUGGUGGAGAUCCCUGGAAGAACUCUCCUCCGGGAAAUGGAGCCGCCAGGGUCUAACUCCCGAUCACGGGUCCCUCUUGGGCCUUACGUCCAGGCUGAGGGUCCUCCGCGAGAUGGAGAGGCUGGCCCUCGUGGCUCCCAAGGGGCUCGACGAGCUGAGGCACAAGCUUAUGGUGUACAGGGCCGGGGACCUGUGGCUGCCCACUGGCGGAGUGAGGAAGGAGGAUAUGGUGAUCCCUGGAAGAAUUCUCCUCCGGGAAAUAGAGCCGCCAGGGUCUAACUCCCGAUCACGGGUCCCUCUUGGGCCUUACGUCCAGGCUGAGGGUCCUCCGCGAGAUGGAGAGGCUGGCCCUCGUGGCUCCCAAGGGGCUCGACGAGCUGAGGCACAAGCUUAUGGUGUACAGGGCUGGGGACCUGUGGCUGCCCACUGGCGGAGUGAGGAAGGAGGAUAUGGUGAUCCCGCCUGUCGUGACGGUGCUGCUGGUGGGGCUCUCCGGGACCUGGAAGAGCUCCCUCGUGAACUUGAUGUGCAGCGUGCUUGGGCGUGCCGGCCUUAUCCCCUUUGCUCAGACUUCCAAUGGAUCAUCGAGGCAGACUUCGGUGUUCUUGGAGGAGCACAACGUGCUUCGGUCGACACGGAGCGGAUUCUGUGUAUACAACAGCAGGGGACUGGACAUGGACCGGACGAUCGAGGGGCUCGAAGAGGUCAGGGGGUGGAUGAGUUGCGGGGUCCGGCAUUACCAGCCUUGCCUGAGACCAGGGGAUGGUGAGGAGCUUGUAAGGGACGGAAGCAUGCCGCCAUUGUCGUCAGCCAGAUUUAACACGAGACAGGUCAAUUGUGUUUUGGUGGUGGCCAACGCCUCGGCGAUUUACAGCUCCCUCAAGGCUUGUGAUGCGAAGGCUUUGGAGGCCACAGCAGAGCUCUUCCAUUGCCCUGCCAUCAGGAAAUCCAAUAAGACCUCUUCUGGCGAUUCAAUCCAUAUAGCCAUCGCCUCAAGUUCGACGUAUAUGCCUUCUUUUGUAGUAUUUUAUGAUCAAGUAGAUCUUUGCUUUAACGACCCUCGCGAUCAUACCGCAUUGUGUGCCCGAGCAGUGAUUCACUCAAAACUCGAGCUGCAAUUUUCCAGGUGAGAACCCUCUGCUGAUAUUGACCCAUGGAGACAAGCUAGCUCCAGAGGAUCGAAUAUAAGCAAGAAUCAGGAUCUGCGAGCAUCUGGGGGAUCUUGCCCGAGGAAUCAGACCCUGUCACGGCCUUUGCCUUGGCUGAGGCAAUCUACCGCGCGCUGAUCCAGUCGGACCGGACCCACUUGCCCAAGAGGAAGGCCAUUGAUUGGGUGCUGCUGUUCCUUUCGUGGAUCAUGUGCUCCAUCGCUUCCUUCUUCGCAGUGCUCGCUUAUAUCUUCUCGAAACUGGGAAGGAAAAACAAGUUGAAAUUCUGAAGGGCUCGCGGAUUCGUCUUUUCCAUCCGGCCAGUGUUUUUUGGUCAUAUUAGUACCUCUAGUCUUUGAACAUUUACAGCUAACAGUACUACACUAGGCAUUGAUCUGCCGUGGAACUCAGGUUGUUUAUCAUGUAAAUUUUGGUAGAUCAGUUGACUGUUAAUGAAAUAUGUUCAUAUAUUUGUUUUUG
Molecule: messenger RNA, 1878 nt
Organism: Punica granatum (pomegranate)
Lineage: Eukaryota; Viridiplantae; Streptophyta; Magnoliopsida; Myrtales; Lythraceae
Source: RefSeq, a predicted model, not a curated record